This is a messenger RNA of Hyalella azteca, 652 nucleotides long. RefSeq names its product D-aminoacyl-tRNA deacylase (gene Dtd). The record is from RefSeq and is a predicted model, not a curated record. Gene Ontology annotation, molecular function: D-tyrosyl-tRNA(Tyr) deacylase activity. Lineage: Eukaryota; Metazoa; Arthropoda; Malacostraca; Amphipoda; Hyalellidae. Gene Ontology annotation, biological process: tRNA metabolic process. Gene Ontology annotation, cellular component: cytoplasm. The coding region runs from base 87 to 590 and encodes 167 amino acids. The transcript has 6 exons.
UUUAUGUAAAUCAGAAACUUAAACAUUUAGUAAUAUUUUCAUCGGUCUUCGCCGCGCUGCACAUCUGUCUCAGCGACUGACUGGAGAUGCGGCUUGUGGUGCAGAGGGUGUCCAGCGCCUCCGUCAGCGUGAACGAAGAGGUCGUGAGUAAGAUCGGUCGUGGACUGUGCGUGCUGGUCGGUCUUCAGGACACGGACACUCACGACGACCUCGUGUGGAUGGCAAACAAGUUGCUGAAGUUUCGUCUAUUCGACGAUGACCCUGGAAGAAGAUGGGCGAGAGGAGUGCAGGAGGCUGGGCUGGAGUUACUUUGCGUUUCCCAGUUCACGCUGUGCUGCGAGCUGAAGGGCAACAAGCCUGACUACCGCAAAGCUAUGGCGGGCGAGACGGCCUCCGCAUUCUACACACAAUUUCUCGAAAUGCUUCGACGCGAGUACGAAGCUGAGAAAAUUAAAGACGGCGUGUUCGGUGCGAUGAUGCAGGUCGGCAUCAUCAACGAUGGCCCCGUGACGGUGACUUUGGACCACCCGCCCCUGCCACAUGAAAAGAGCAAGCAAGGCGACGUUAGCAGCUCAUCCAAGAAAUCUUAAUAGUUGCAUGCAAAUAAUACAAUAAAAUUUAGUGAACAUGAAGUGGUGCUUCUUUGAUAAUA